Molecule: messenger RNA, 4480 nt
Organism: Oryzias melastigma (Indian medaka)
Lineage: Eukaryota; Metazoa; Chordata; Actinopteri; Beloniformes; Adrianichthyidae
Gene: cnsta
Product: consortin, connexin sorting protein a
Exons: 13
Coding region: 230-2332 (700 amino acids)
Biological process (GO): positive regulation of Golgi to plasma membrane protein transport
Cellular component (GO): transport vesicle; plasma membrane; trans-Golgi network
Molecular function (GO): connexin binding
Source: RefSeq, a predicted model, not a curated record
ACAUUGGGGGCGCAUAUGCUCUGUUGAGGCCCAAUGAUAGACAGCAGGAGAAGGAAAAAAAAAACCUUCACAUUUACUGUAGACCUCAACAUCUUCGGUAAGGUGACUGAUGCUCCGAUCUUUGGCCUUUUUAUUUGCUUGUCGAAGGGCUUCUUGACCGCCGGCAUUGUCUCCCAGGUUGUUGGACCCCUUGGAUAAUGGUGGUCAGUUUGAGAGGGUGAGCAGAAUAAUGUCCCAAACCCAAGUUGACGAAGUUGGCCUUUGUGACAAUUCACCGCAUUCCAACGAACGCAAUGUCCAAACUCAAAAUCUCAAUGAAACAAGCACACUCGUGCAGAAUCAAAGUCCCUCUGAUUCACAAAACACGGAGGGAAGAACACGUGGCUUUAUUCAGCAGACCUCUUUUAACAACAACGGGCUGGAGGAAAAGGAGGAACACCCAGGAAAGAAAUACGAUGAGGGAGAGGAUAUUGAUGAAGUGAUGGAGGAAGAAUCUGAGGAAUCAGCCUCUCUUAUUCGCUGUCAGUCUCCCGACACUCCCAUGACAGAUUCUUCAUUUUCAGAAACUGGCAGUCUACUGGAUACUGUAUAUCCUUUUAGUCCCGGUACCAGUCCAGAACCCACCUCUCCUGUCACCACAGCCACUUCAGAAAACAUGCUUUCCAUCAGCACACUGGAAACAGGCCGGAGUGAUGCGGAAGCAGAUUCUUCUGUCUCCAGCGCUGGAUCGGGAAUUUCUUUAAGAGCCUCCCCUUAUGACUCCACCACAGAGACUGCAGAUUCAACCUCACCAAACCCCGCCCCGCACGCAUGGUCGAGCAGCUCAGCUGGACAUACAGAAGCCUCUGACAGGAUAACAAAAACCGUACCCACACAACCAAUUACCUCAUCCACGGAGCCCAUCUCCCGCUGUGAGCCUGCCGUUAGCAGAGGCUCCUCUGUUCCCCCUGCGCUCUCAGCUGCAGAGACUCUGGCCGCAUUAACAUCGCUCAACACUUCCACCCCCGGGAGUGCAACAGUAGAACCCCGUCUGUCCACCGCAAAGCCUAAAUCAGCUGAUCAAGAUCUCACUUUCACCAACUCACCUGCAUCACCAAACCAAGAACUGAGUGCUUUCACUCCAGCCCCCACCUGCACAGGUGAGCCGGCUCUUCUGGAGUCUCUGGAAGACCUGGUGCAAAGAGGUGAUGACGCCCGCCUUCCACACUACCUUCAUCAGAUCGCAGAGGCCUUUGUUCUUCAGGAAGACUACCAGCGAGCGCUAUGUUUCAUCCAGCUAGAGAGACUGUAUCACCAGCGGCUGUUGGACAACCUCAGUGCACUUCAGGAGCAGUGGGAAAGUCGGUGUAGCAAGAUGACCUCUCACCUCACCACCCAUCAUCUGGAUUCUCUGAAAAGUAUCUGCCAGACACACAAUCGGCCAAGGACAGGAGAUGCUGAGUGUGCAUCUGUGGAUUUUAUGAAGCCUGAGAUUGAAGGAGGUGGCACACAGCUGCCACUUACGUUCGCUGGAGGGAUGGAUCAGUCCAAGCCUGCAGAGCAGCAGGGAGAGGAUUUACAUCCAGGACGGGAAAAAGAGGAAACGGGGGGAGAAGAAGAGGAGGACGACUGCGACGUGGAGGAGGCAGCAGAGGCUCUGGAGCUAGAAGAUGAGGGGGCAGAAGAUGAAUGGGCGGAGAAGCAGGAGGAGGCCGGCUUUUGUCUGACAGCUCUACCAGUGGAGACUCUGGCCAGUGGGGCUGAGGUGGAGCAGCUACGCCAGGUUGCUUUAGCUCAGGAGAAGCAACAUGAUGACUCCCAGGAAAGUGCUGCAACCACUCUGCACAAGGAAGCACAAUCCCCUGAAGAGACCCUGAUGAAGAUGCAGGAGCAGCUUGAAGAAGACGAAGAGGAAUACGAGUUAGAUCAAGCUGACCUUUUCAGAGAAGCACCCUCACUGGAUUACAUGGCAAAACUAAUCACUGUAGAAGAGAUUACUCCUGCUUCUGGUCUGGUUUCUAUAUUGAAGAAAAGAGUCAACACGGAUACCGUCGACACGCCUAACCGCUCGGAACCAGAACCCAAGAAAGGCUUUGCUCAAAGACGCGUGCGCUUCAAAGUUCCUGAUGACAGCUAUGAUAGUGAGCUCGGCGGUGGAGAUUCCUGCCUGCUCCUCUUCCUUCUCUGUCUGGUCACUGUGGUGAUCAGUGUGGGAGGCACUGCCCUGUACUGUGCUCUCGGUGAUACCCACUCCUCAGUCUGCCAGGACUUCACCAGCAACGCAGACUUCUACAUUCGCCAGAUACACCGCGGUGUGAGUCAGCUCCAGCACUGGUUUGCCCCUGGAUCCUAGCGAAGAAACAAAAACGGACUUUUGGAGUUUCCCUUUCCAAACGUCCCACUUUUAUCUGAGAUCGUAAGUUUUUGAGGUGACUGUAGCCGCUGCAAUUCCUUCUGCCAUUUUUUAGUAAGAAUAAGUUCAGGUGCAGUUGGAGCUUCUCGAGCCCUCUUGGAGUAAAUAUUCAGUUUGGAAGGCAGCGAUAAAAUGACUCCACUCUGACUUAGCCUAAAUGUCAAAGUUCUGUACAGAUUGAUGUGGUCAAAACUCUUCAGUCGUGGCUUAGAAACGACUUUAAGAGACGAAUCGGUCUGGAUUGCACACAAAACACCGACUGGACUGGAAGGAAAACAGCAACAAAGAAAUGGAAAUGUGGGAAAAAAAUAUAUUCUGGAAAGUAUUUACUUUUUAAAAAAAUACUUGUGCAGCAAAUUUAAGUGUACAAAAAAUAAUGAAUUUUAUCUUUACAACAAUAUGUCUUAAUGUCCUAAAUAUGUCUUAAAGUUUGAAUGAGUGUCGUUGUCAGAAAACACAGAGGUUUUCAUUUACCCAAACCAACCUGCUAAUGCAAUACAAUCAUGUCAAAUGUCUUGUAUGAAAAAUAGAUGGUUACAAGAGUUAUUUCCUAAUCGUUGUCACAGUUUGCAUUGCAGUGCGGGGUUGCUGAAGAGCUCCUAAAGCCGUUUUGCUGUUGGCUGCCAGAGCAGGUUUACUGUAAGCUGACACUCCUGGAAAGUCCUCCUGACCUUUUAUUGGUUUCAAUGAGGUGGCCUCACUGUGUAGCAUAGCAACAUGUAGUAAAACAAAUCCACCUCUAUGUUGUCGGAGGAUGUUUAAACAUGUUGUACAUAAGGACGGUACAGAUUCCUUUAUGUUUUUUUCAGGAUUUUGCAAUAUUUCUACCGGUGUUGUUCUGUUAGGCCUCAGGAUGACCUGACAUACAUGAAACACAUCCAUAUGCACUAACUGUUUGCACAGACAAUUUUUGAAGAGAUGAAAUGUUUUAUUAAUUAGGUUUUUUUUUUAGUUAAUGCAGAGGGUAAUGAUAUUAAUAGAGGCUUGGUGCAGGUGUAGGACCAUACAAAAGCUGUAUUUAACAGUGUUUUCUUUCUCUCUCUCUCUUUUUUUAAAGAAUCAUGGCAUCGUUCAUUAUCAUUCAGUAAGAUAGCCAGUAUGAAAUAUUUUUGUCCUAUUUUCCCACCACUUUAGUCUUCCCAGUUAAUCAAUAAUAGUAUUUGCCAUUUUUUAAUCAAAUAUUUUGUCUCCAUUUGUUGUCUUCUUAGAGCAAGACUGUAAUUAAAAUGAGGUUCCAUCACUUAUAAUUAAUUAAGCCUUCAUUUGUAGGGCUUCAUGUUAUAUUUUUAUCUUCGCUUUAAGAAAGUGAUUGUUUUUCUAAGGUAAUUUUAAAACUAAAUCCUUCUUUUCUUCAGAGCUAAUGACAUGUAUGUAAAAUAGCACCAUGUUGCAAUAAUUUGUGUACUUUAUUGAGUUUAUUCAUAAAAUAGUUGUGGUGGAUAAAUAAGAAAUGUCCUUGGAAAUCCUCAUAACUGCAGAGCGAUUUUUAUCAUUAGAGAUCUUGAAGUACCUUAUUUGACAUUAGUUCUAAAAGUUUGUGAUAUCGCUUGGUCUUAUUGUAUUUAUUAAUACCAAAAAAAAAAAUCUGAUUAAAAGCUUAAGGAUUUUCCAGGACAUUUAAAAUAGUUGAUUUAUGUUUGUUAUAAUUUGCACAUGCCAUCUGGCUGGUUCAGAUGAAAAUACUCAGCUUCUUAUUUUACCGUGAAGGUGAUUCAAAUUAUUUAUAAUUCUAAAAAAAAAAGUUUUAAGUGGUUACUGUUCAUGAAUAUGACCUUUUUCAUUUUUUUCUUAAGAAUCUUUUGACAGAGGCAUGUUUAGCCUGAUUCCCCUGUCACCGUGGCAUCAUUCUGUUGUUUUCUGCCUUCUUUCAUUUUUCAUUUGUUAUUCCUAAAGAUAAAUAGAAACUGGUGAGUUUCUGCUCCUGCUGCCAGUGUAGACUUUUUCAUUAUGGUUGUGAAAAUGUUUACUUGUCUUCAUUUUUAUUUCUUUUCAUCAGAGCCUUAUCAAUUACACAUUGUUUUGAUUUAUUUAAUUUUUUAAAAACCUUUUUGUGAGUGUUCCACUUUUACUGCUUAUGAAAGAUUUUUA